CGUUCUUCCGCCCCCUCCUCCUUGCUCGUUCUGCCUUCUGACUGCCGACGAAGUUCACCACCCCUCUGUAUUCGAACAUGCCGGCUCCAGCCCCAUUUCCGCGCGUCAAGCGCCAGCUGCUCAUCUCUGACUUUGACGAGUCCAUGGCCGAUGCCGACAGCGACCGAUGGACAUUUGAGGUCCUCUCGCCGCGCCUCCGCCGGCAAUUUGACGACCUCUCACACGCGCCCCUGGCAGAGCGCAUGCAGUUCACGGACCUCUGCGCGCACCUGCUCGAGAAGCUGCACGUCGAAGAGGGCAAAGGCGAGCAGGACGUGCGCGCGGCCCAGCGCCAGCUCUACAUGCACCCGGCCAUGGUGCGCGGCUUCCGCGCCAUGCGUGACGCCAAGGCAGACACAGAGACGCAGACGACUUGCUUCCUGCUGAGCAACUCAAACGAGGUCUACCUCGGCACCAUUCUCGAGCACCACGGCCUGCAGACAUCGACGUACCGCCUCUUUGACGAAAUCGUGACGAAUCCCGCGCACUUUGAGCCGUCGGGCCUGCUCCGCCUCUCGCGCAGGAUCCUCGCAACGGCAAAGGACCAGCACGACUGCAAGGUCGGCUGCAGCGCCAACAUGUGCAAGGGAGACGAGCUUGAGGCGUUCCUGGCCAGAAGAGGCGGGCGUGAGGCAGCAGGCUUCGAGAGACUCAUUUACCUCGGCGAUGGCGGCAACGACUACUGUCCUGUCAUGAGGAUGCAGGAGCAGGAUGUUGCGCUGGUUCGGAGAGGCAGGGGCCUCGAGAAGAGGAUCAAGUCCGAGGGGGAACCAAAAUGUCAGGUCAGGUGGUGGAACGACGCUUGGGAGGUCGAGGAGCUCUUUGCCGCGCUGAGAAAUCAGCCGCUGUAUUAGAAGAACACAGGAGCUCAACCAAUCAUAGAGAAGAAAGUCAUGUCAUGAUCAUGAUGUCGGUGC
Messenger RNA from Acaromyces ingoldii, 956 nucleotides. RefSeq lists its product as hypothetical. The record is from RefSeq and is a predicted model, not a curated record. NCBI's taxonomy places the organism in Eukaryota, Fungi, Basidiomycota, Exobasidiomycetes, Exobasidiales, Cryptobasidiaceae. The coding region runs from base 78 to 893 and encodes 271 amino acids. Gene Ontology annotation, molecular function: phosphatase activity. The transcript is spliced from 2 exons.